Myiozetetes cayanensis is the source of this 711-nucleotide messenger RNA. RefSeq names its product NK2 homeobox 8 (gene NKX2-8). Gene Ontology annotation, cellular component: nucleus. Lineage: Eukaryota; Metazoa; Chordata; Aves; Passeriformes; Tyrannidae. Bases 1 to 711 code for a protein of 236 amino acids. The record is from RefSeq and is a predicted model, not a curated record. The transcript has 2 exons. Gene Ontology annotation, molecular function: DNA-binding transcription factor activity, RNA polymerase II-specific; RNA polymerase II cis-regulatory region sequence-specific DNA binding. Gene Ontology annotation, biological process: cell differentiation; regulation of transcription by RNA polymerase II.
AUGGCCACAACCGGCAGGAUCAGUUUUACAGUGAGGAGCAUUUUGGAUUUACCAGAGCAAGAUGCUAAUAGCAUAAAGCAAGCCUCUGACCAUCACCACUCAGCAGAGAACUACACCGACUCGCCGUACCGAGGGUGGAUAGAAACAGACAGAAAUCACUAUCCCUCUUCCGACGAGAGUGGCCCGGAGAUGAGCUUGCCCGACUCCACCCAAAGGUCGCUUCCCGUCAGCGGCUCGGAAGCCGAGGAGAAGAAGAAGAAGCGGCGAGUGCUCUUCUCCAAGGCACAGACACUAGAGCUGGAGCGGCGAUUCCGGCAGCAGCGGUACCUCUCGGCGCCGGAGCGGGAGCAACUGGCCCGUCUGCUCAGCCUCACCCCCACGCAGGUGAAGAUCUGGUUCCAGAACCACCGCUACAAGAUGAAGCGGGCGCGCAGCGAAGGUCCCGGCAGCCCACCGCCGCGGCCGCCCGCCCUGCUGCGCCGGGUGGUCGUACCGGUGCUGGUGCGGGACGGGGAGCCCUGCCGCGGCUGCCCCGCCAGCCCACCGCCACCCACCCCACGGCCCAAGCUGGGCUGCACCCUGGCGGGAUGCAGCGCCCAGGCCGCCCUCGCCCUGCAGGGCUACGGAGCCUGCCCGCCCGCUACCGCCCUCGGUGUCUUCCCCGCGUACCAGCACUUAGCGCACCCCGCCGUCGUCUCCUGGGGAUGGUGA